Verruconis gallopava is the source of this 990-nucleotide messenger RNA. RefSeq lists its product as uncharacterized. Lineage: Eukaryota; Fungi; Ascomycota; Dothideomycetes; Venturiales; Sympoventuriaceae. The record is from RefSeq and is a predicted model, not a curated record. The coding region runs from base 114 to 974 and encodes 286 amino acids. The transcript has 3 exons.
CUCAGAACCUUCACAACUCUCGGCCAAAUCCUGGCAAAAUCGCUGCAGGACGUGCGAUGGUAGUUAUGAUUUACAUUGUCUAAUUUGAGAUAUAUUACGAUUUUCAUCAUAGGAUGGUAAUGAUGCGCACUACAGGGAAGAAGAGUACCAAACGAUGCGUCAAAACCAAGGAAAUGGACCUUGAACGUAUUCGCAACAAUCAGAGACGUUCACGUGCAAAGCGUAAAGAGUACGUCGCUGCGCUGGAGGAAAAGAUUCGUAAAUACGAGACUCUGUCUGCGCAAUAUUCUGCAGAUGAAGCCAUUCAGUCGCUUGUUAGAGAGAAUGAUAAGCUUAAGAAGCUUUUACAUUCAAUGGGCCUUGGGGAUGAAUUCCUCGCGUCUUUUAUGACAGCAUCCGACAUGGCUUCAGAGUUGAUCAAAAUUACAAAUCGCCACGGUUCCUCCAUUGAACUCUACGGAAAUAACUGCUGCGGUAAUGCAGCGCACUCAUUGCCAACUUUGAACGAUCUGAACUCAACUAUCAGCGAGCAGCCGGGACUGAACGACGGCAACACAAGAGACGCCAUUCUAAGCUCUGACAUCUCGGAUUUCAAUGCUUACGUCUCACACAACCAGGAAAAAACAUGGUAUCGCUCAUCAGAUCUUCUUUCGUUCGACAACAUUUUGGAUCUCUCGAGAUUCUCCGUUGACUCUGCAACGUCGAUGCAAUUCUCACCACCAGCGUCUCAACAUUUCAUUACAACGGAGACUAAGGAUGACGACGCUUUCACACAACGCCCAAAUGCUGUACAAUCCGACACCACUCUCUGCUCUGCAGCGUUUUCGUUGAUCACGAUGAUCAAUAGAAAAGGGUACAAUGCGGCAGACCUGGAUCUCAAAUUGCGAGCCGGGUAUAGAAAUGGCCAUGCUAUAUCAGAUGGUUGUCGAGUUGACAACGGCGUUCUGCUACGGGUACUUACAGAAAUAAUGUAGGAUUUUGAUUGUAAAC